Osmerus eperlanus (European smelt) is the source of this 5852-nucleotide messenger RNA. It is a transcript of the gene disp2, whose product is annotated as dispatched RND transporter family member 2. Gene Ontology annotation, cellular component: membrane. The transcript is spliced from 8 exons. The coding region runs from base 166 to 4710 and encodes 1514 amino acids. Gene Ontology annotation, molecular function: transmembrane transporter activity. Lineage: Eukaryota; Metazoa; Chordata; Actinopteri; Osmeriformes; Osmeridae. The record is from RefSeq and is a predicted model, not a curated record. Gene Ontology annotation, biological process: smoothened signaling pathway.
AUCAAACCGCAUCGUCCUUCGGGCACAUUUACUCAUAACAUCCUUUUGGUGUCGCAGAAUAAAACCGAUAGCCUAGUCAUAUUCUUGCGCACAUGAUUAUAGUAAUUUCCCAUAUGGCUUGGUUUCUAUUAUAAUCGGUUUCGGUAGUUGUACAGCGGAUUGAGAAUGGAUGCUGUGUCUAUCACCGGAGAGAGCACCGAUGCUAUUGUAAUGGAUUCUCCACUAGCUCAGAGACCCACACAGAAGGUUUCUCAAUGUGAGAUCCCAGAGCUGUCUCUCUGUCCUCCUGACAGUGUGUGUGUGCAGCUCCAGCUGGCUGACAGCCUCCCCAGACCAUCCUCCUCCUCCUCUUCCUCCUCCUCCUCCUCCUCUCAGCUUUACCACCAGGUCCCCCAAGGCCCGCCCUACCACCCCUCACCCCAACCCCCCAGCCGCCACCCACAAGAGCACGGACACUGCUGCACACACCACCAGCCAACCAGAGGCAAUGCCUGCCCCAACACUCACCCAGUCACAGACGGCUCUCACCCAGACUGCUCUACUGGCCUCAGCAUCGGUGGUAAGACGGGUCAUGGCAGAAGCCCCGCUCACGUUCCGUCCUGUCAUAACGCUGUGCGGUGUCAUUGGCUGCAGGGAUCACAUGAGGGAGGAGCCCACAAGCGAAAACAAAGACAUGUGGUGACAGUCAGGGAUGAGGGACUCUACGGGAUUCCUAGAAACUACUCCCAGUUGGUGGUGGAAUAUCCUGUGGUGAUGAUGCUGGGAUUUGCCCUUGUUCUUCUGGGAUGUUCUCUAGCGGGCCUUCUAAUUGGGCCACUACCAGACUUUUCUGACCCGCUUAUGGGGUUCGAGCCUAGGGGAACAUACAUAGGACUGAGACAGUCCUCGUUGGAGAAGCUGCUGGAGAACACCGGGCCUGGUAGAACCCUGUCUGUGGUUCCACAGCUGAGCACAUACAGGAAUCCUGGGAGCAAUGUGGAUGGUGAUGAGGCCAGUGUGAGGCGGGAGAGGUCCAGACUGCGCUCCAAGAGGAUGCUGGAUAAAGACCCAGAUCAGGACACCUUUCUCUGUGAUGCACCUGGAGAACAGUAUGCUCAGCUGGUGUUUCGCUCAGGGAACUCUGCCAGUCUGUGGAGCCUGAAAUCCAUAACCACCAUGUGUGAGAUGGAGCAGAUCAUGAUUCGUUCGCAGGCUCAUUUCCAGGGGCUGUGUCAGCAGCAGCCUUUGAAGCUGGAGACCGAGGCAGGAGGGGAGGGCCGGGGAGGUGAAGGGGGACCCUGCUGUCCCAGCUGGUCCUUGGGGAAUUACUUGGCAGUCCUCAGCAACGCCUCCUCCUGCCUCAGCCUCAACUCUCACCAUGUGUCAGAGUCCCUCAGCUUGCUGCGCUACUGUGCUCCCUUCUACCACCACGGCAGUCUGUCGGGAAGCUGCCACCACAGACCCAAGCAGGGGAGCUGCGUGUCGGUGCCCACGCGAUGCAAGCACUCCCAUGCCGUGUACCAGAUCCUUCACUUCCUGGUCGAUAAGGACUUCCUGGGGCCGGAGACUGUCCAGUACCAGGUUCCCUCACUGAAAUACAGCCUGCUGUUCCUGCCGGUGGAAAAAGGAGAGCACCUUAUGGACAUCUAUAUAAGAAGCCUGGAAGGCCAGGACCUGACUUACAACAACACCACAAUCACAGGGAUGGACCUGGGAAUCAAGCAGACUCUGUUUAAGCACUACCUGGCUCGGGACUCCAUCUACCCUAUCCUGGCGGUGGCCUCCCUCUUCUUUACCAUGGCUCUGUACCUGCGCUCACUUUUCAUAUCAGCGCUGGCUCUGGUAGCCAUCACAGGUUCACUCUUCACCUCCUACUUCUUGUACAAGGUUGCUUUUCGCAUGGCCUUCUUCCCCCUGCUCAACCUCUCUGCUGUUCUCAUCCUGCUGGGAAGCUGCUCCAAUCAGGCCUUCACUUUCGUCGACUUCUGGAGCCUUCAGCUCUCCCACAACCCCCCUGCCUCGCUGGAGAAGAGGGUGAACAGGGUUGUGCUAGAAGUUGGAUACUUGACCAUGGCGUCGGGCCUCACCUCCAGUGCUGCCUUCUUCUGUGGUUACCUGAGCAGCAUCACGGCCGUCAGGUGUUUCUCCAUCUACCUGGGGACAGCCUCUCUGAUCAGUACCCUGGUCAACCUUGUCUGGCUGCCCUGUGCACUCGUCAUCAGAGAGCGCUACUCAGGGACGAACUCUGCCUUGGUCGAUGCCCCUGGCUGGAAUCCCUGCUGCUCCAAAAGUCCUGGAGGAUUCUGGGACACAAGCUCGAGGAAGCGCUGCCUCUUCGGUCUGGCUCAGAAACUAAGGGGCUUGAAGAGAGGAUUGGCAGAGACCUCCAACCUAUUGUUUCUGAAAAUUCUCCCUUGUGGGGUGGUCAAGUUUCGAUACAUAUGGGUGUGCUGGUUCGCUGUGCUGGCGGCAGGGGGCACCUACAUCUCUUGUGUGGAUCCUGGCAUGAAACUCCCCACCCUGGACAGCAGAGCCACUCAGCUGUUCCGCUCCAGCCAUCCGUUUGAGAGGUACGACGCAGAGUAUCGUCACAUGUUCAUGUUUGAAAGACAGAGAAAUGGCGAGGACAAGCCCCUGACACUGACCCUGGUCUGGGGGGUCAUCGCUACUGAUAACGGGGAUCAUUUCGACCCUAAAAGCAACGGGUCAUUAGUUCUGGACCCAGAAUUCAACAUAAGCAGCCCCGAGGCUCAGUUGUGGCUCAGGGAGCUCUGUGAACGGGUCCAAAACCAGAGUUUCUAUUCCCCUACUUCAUCGUCUGAGGAGGAGGAGGGCCGGGUGGACAGCGUCUGCCUGGUGGAGCAGCUUGUGCGCUGGGUGUCCAUCCGACGCUGCUCCGAGAGUGAGGACUCCCGGCAGUUUUGCUGCAAUGACAUUCCCUUUCCCUACCCUGCUGCUGUGUUCGAGCAAUGUGUGGGUAUGAUGGUGGCAGAGCGGCACAGCCACGCUGAGGGCCAUCUGUCCCCUGGAGAAGGAGGACUGUUCUUCCAGCCAGACGGCAGGAUAGCAGCCCUUGUUCUGGCGUUCCGAACCAUACACUUCUACAGCUUCAACUUCAGCCAGACUAGUUUGUAUUACCGGGACAUGGUGGCAUGGUUUGCCGGGGAGAUGUCUGAAGCUCCCCCAGGACUGAGGCAGGGCUGGUUCAUCAGUCAGCUCACGUUGUUUGACCUCCAGCAGAGUCUGAGCUCCGAGACCCUGGUGGUUGCCGGCGUCUCCAUCGCCCUGACCUUCACCCUGCUGCUUCUGACCACCUGGAACAUUCCGCUGAGCAUCUACGGGAUGGCGGCCGUGGGAGGGAGUGUGUUUGUCACCGUGGGUCUGCUAGUCCUGCUGGAGUGGCAGCUGAGCGGUGUGGAAGCUCUGUUCAUCUCUGCUGCGGCAGGCCUUUCUGUGGACUUUGUGGCUAACUAUUGCAUCUCCUACAGCUCCGCUCCACACUCGGACAGGAUUGGCCGAGUAGCUCACUCUGUGAAGAGGAUGGGCUGCCCUGUGGCCGUAGGUUCUGGAGCGUUCUUCUGCGUUGGGAUCGUCAUGCUUCCCGCCACCGCCCUGCUCUUCAGGAAGCUGGGGAUAUUUCUCUUCCUCGUCAAGUGUGUGGCUUGCGGUUUUGCCACUUUCUUCUUUCAGUCUCUCUGCUGCUUUUUUGGUCCUCAAAGGAACUGUGGGAAGAUCUCUCUUCCGUGUUCCUCGGAGAAGGUCUCUGAGGGCAUGCUGUCCUCCCGCUCCACAGCCGACCCAGCAACCUCCACCUCCACCAUCAAUGGGGCGUACGGCAGGUCAAGGGUCAGACGGAACUACAACAAAGAUGGCGGAGGAUAUCUCUACCCUAAUCACCAGCGACAGAGACAAAGACAGGGAGCUGGAGAGCAGGAGUCGGAGCAGUACGAGCUGCAGCCGUUGGCCUGCCAGCUGAGUGACAGCUUUGAGAAUAGCACCUGUACCAGCAAGCUGUCCAACCGUCCCUCCGUCUUGUCCGAUGACAUCCAGUUCUGUGGCCCGGAGGUGGAAAGGAGGGAGGCAGACGCAGACAGCGAGGACAUGUGUAGCAGACACCCCCACAAAGGCUGCCACCCUCCCCCAGCCCUGCAGACCUCCUCUCCCUAUAGGGAGAACACUGUGCGAUCCGCAACUCCCGCAGGAGAGCUGACCAAGGACCAGCUGCUGUGUAAGGCCUGCCGGGGGGGCCAGUCUGCUGGGGGGAACCGCUGGAUCGUGACCAUGUCCUCCUCCUCCAGUAUGGAGGACACCAUCAUCAGCCAGACCCUGGAGACCAUGGAGCAGCCCUCUAUUGCCUCUAAGGAGAAGCACACUGGGGGCAAGCAUCACCCCCAGUCUCGACUGCUGUCUUCCCAGUCCCAGAGUUCCUUUGAGGGGCUGGAGGACUCCAACGAGACCUGCCUCAGUGACAUCGAGCCAGGGCCCUCCCAGCCCCAUGUCUGUGGCCAGGAGGAGGGUGAGGGGAACGGGGAGCCGCAGCCAGGACACCUGAAUGGACGGAGGGAUGCACUCCACCUCUCCCUCAGGGAGACUGUCUACGAGACUGGGGCUCCAGGCUGUGGGCGGAGCCGUUCCAGCCAGGGAGAGGAGCCUGUCAUCCUGCCCAAUAGCAAACCAGACCUGCCUGAUGUGUGGAUCAAGAGAGAUGGAGCGAGGGAAGAGACAAGUUGAGGAUUUAGAAAACAUGUCCUGUUUCUACUUCUGUAGUAACAUAAAAAUGCCAGUUUAGUAUUACUUAUCCAAGGUUAAAUGUUCAGUUGGGCUUUUGUGCAAACUCCAAGUGACAAACACGAAUGGUGUAAAUGUCAGCAGAACAACAAUAUUCAUGCUAUGCUUUUGAAAACAGAUUGGGCUGCAUGGUAUUCAAUAAUCUCUAAAAGAGUCAUUAAUAUGUUCAAAUGGAAAUGUCCUGUAGCUUAAAUCGGGUUGUAUUCAAAAUAAUCAAUCUGACACAUUUCUGACUAUAACUUUUAUCUUGCUGUCACCACAGUAACUUCACUGUUACAGCACCAGAGGAAAUGCCACACAACACGAGUGUUCAAUUUACUUUAAAAGUAAUAUCUAAGCGUUUGUUCCACUGGACACUUCUGCACUGAGUACUAUCACUAAUACCUAAGAAUAUUAAUCAUAACCAGAAACAGAGAUAAUUCACUUCUAUCCUGUGACUUGUGUGAAGACCACGCAAUACCACCAAGUAAAGUCACCGCACAUCAUGUUUCCAGCUGCAUUAUGUAUCUCUGUGCCUAUUCUGCUCUGACAGGGUCCAUAAUCACACCUUCAUAUUCAUAGCCUCUACGACACAACAAACUUGGUUUGAUUUCAAUCUGUCAAAUACACUGGAAACACUUGUAUUGUGAUACCCAGUGCAAUAGAAAUGUGCCAACAAUGAAGUACUUCUGACUAGAAAUUGAUCUAUAAUUGAUCCAGGCCUACUGCACAUCUUGGACCGGACAAGCUCAGUCAACGAUCUCUGGCCUUCAUCCAUCUGGGUUUGAGACAAAACUAUUUGGACAGAUUCACGGACAAUGAGAUCAUGUGAGUGCGACUACUGAAAACAAACCUUUACGAGAUAUCAUAGAGAUACUACAAGAGAAAGUGCUGCUUUGUUUAUGACAAACAUUGCUUGUGCCUAUAUCACACGUUGUCAGUAGCAACACAACAGCACUACCAAUGGGCGCUUCUGAAAUGUACUCGACAUCUAUCACCACCCCAGAAUGGUGGCAGGCUUCUGCCUAUGGUCGCAUACAUACAUGAGCUAGCUUAUUUGCCAUGUUUGUAGUUGUGUCAUUAUCAUUGUACAUGUGUUUCAGAAA